Calliphora vicina (urban bluebottle blowfly) is the source of this 2061-nucleotide messenger RNA. RefSeq names its product eukaryotic translation elongation factor, selenocysteine-specific (gene eEFSec). The record is from RefSeq and is a predicted model, not a curated record. Gene Ontology annotation, biological process: selenocysteine incorporation. Gene Ontology annotation, molecular function: translation elongation factor activity; GTP binding; GTPase activity. The transcript is spliced from 4 exons. NCBI's taxonomy places the organism in Eukaryota, Metazoa, Arthropoda, Insecta, Diptera, Calliphoridae. Bases 28 to 2061 code for a protein of 677 amino acids.
UUGGUACUUGUUAAAAUACUAGAAAAAAUGAUAAUAAAUUUUAAUAUUGGUCUGUUGGGUCAUGUGGAUUCCGGUAAAACUUCAUUGGCCAAAGUUCUAAGUUCCAUUUCUAGUACAGCAGCUUUCGAUAAAAAUCCCCAAUCAAAAGAGAGGGGUAUUACGCUGGACUUGGGCUUCAGUGCUUUACAAAUAGAAGCACCGGCCCACAUACAACAAACCAAUUCCUGCAUAGAAAAACUACAAUUUACGUUUGUAGACUGCCCGGGUCAUGCCAGUUUGAUACGAACAAUUAUAGGAGGCGCCCAAAUUAUAGAUCUAAUGAUUUUGGUUAUUGAUGCUCAAAAAGGCAUACAAACCCAAACAGCUGAAUGUAUCGUUAUUGGUGAACUGCUGCAACGUAAGCUGAUAGUAGUUGUUAAUAAAGUGGAUUUAUUAGAGGCCACACAGAAGGUGGCGCAACUUAAAAAGUUGGAAACCAAACUACGGAAAACUUUAUCAGCUACCAGAUUUGGCGAUAGUUUUCCUUUAUAUGCCGUGUCAGCUUUAAAUGGUGAGGGAAUAAGCGAGUUAUUGGAAGGUAUAAAGAAAAGUGCCUUUCUGCCACAACGUGAGGUGGAGAAACCUUUACUUAUGUACGUUGAUCAUUGUUUUUCGAUUAAGGGGCAAGGUACAAUAUGUACUGGUACCAUAGUGCAGGGAUGCGUAAAUGUUAAUGACAACAUCGAGUUGCCUCUGAUAAAAGAACAACGUAAAAUAAAAUCAAUGCAAAUGUUUCGUCAGCCCGUACAAAAAGCUGAAAUGGGCGAUCGUGUUGGAGUAUGUGUAACGCAAUUUAAUGCAAAACUUAUGGAACGUGGCGUUAUAUGCCAAAUAGGAUACUUGCAACCAAUAUAUGCAGCUGUUAUACAACUGCAACACAUACAAUACUACAAAUUUGCCAUUAAAUCGAAAACAAAACUUCACAUAAGUGUUGGACAUGAAACUGUUAUGGCGCAUUUAACUCUGUUCAAGGGUAAUGAUAUGACUGAAAACUUUGAUGUGCUUAAGGAAUACGAAUUUAUUGAGGAGUUGGAGGCAAAACCGAAACAUGAAACCAGCUAUGUCAUCUGGGCUCUGCUAGAGUUUGAAAAACCCAUACUAACAGCAACAGAUUCCAUUCUAAUUGCCUCAAAAUUAGAUUUAGAUGUACACACAAGCUCAUGCCGUUUGGCUUUCUGGGGCAAAAUCCAAUGGCACACCACAUCGAUGCAUUACGCAAAGGAACAAAUGAAAUUAUUUAAAAUAUAUAAAAAUAAACUGAAACAAGGCACGGUUCAACGUUUAGUUAAUUCUCAGGAGUUGAUUGUACAAAAUUUAUUCAAGAAAGAAUCCAAUCGUCAGUUGUAUAUAGGAAAACAAAUUGAGCUUUCUACGGGAGAAUGUGGUCGUGUUGAAAGCACCUUCGGUCAAACUUCAAAAGUGAAAAUAACAUUCGCUGAUCCUCUUAAGGAUACAACUUUGGCACUGUUAAAGGAAGGACGUUUGAGUGAUGUCUGUGUUAUACUUAAAUUUAAGAAAUAUAUUUUUAAUAAAGAUCUGGGAAUAAUACAGUAUAUAGAUAUGAAUUAUAUAAAGAUUUUAAACGUUUUGCUGUUACUCAUCGCCUGUACAUGGGCAACACCGACAUCUAAGAAAGGAGGUGGUCAGGCGGUGCGAGCACAACCUGCUCAUCCACCUCCAAGACAAGUAGUCAUACAGCCAGUGAUAGUAAAAACCGUUCAAGCACGUCCACAACCGGCUCAUCCACCUCCAAAACCCGUUCAUCCACCUCCAAAACCUGUUCAUCCACCUCCAAAACCUGUUCAUCCACCUCCGAAACCCGUGCAUCCACCUCCAAAACCUGUUCAUCCACCUCCAAAACCUGUUCAUCCACCUCCAAAACCCGUGCACCCACCUCCAAAACCCGUGCAUCCACCUCCAAAACCCGCGCCUAUAAAAGUGAAACCAGUUAUUAUCGUAAAGCCGGUGAUUAUUAAACCAGUCAUUGCUAAGCCUGGCAAGCAUCAUCAUCAUAAAUUUUAA